Messenger RNA from Saxophila tyrrhenica, 1947 nucleotides. It is a transcript of the gene COQ2, whose product is annotated as Para-hydroxybenzoate--polyprenyltransferase, mitochondrial precursor (PHB:polyprenyltransferase). The transcript has 3 exons. The coding region runs from base 1 to 1947 and encodes 648 amino acids. Gene Ontology annotation, cellular component: mitochondrial inner membrane. Gene Ontology annotation, molecular function: 4-hydroxybenzoate polyprenyltransferase activity; oxidoreductase activity. NCBI's taxonomy places the organism in Eukaryota, Fungi, Ascomycota, Dothideomycetes, Mycosphaerellales, Extremaceae. Gene Ontology annotation, biological process: ubiquinone biosynthetic process. The record is from RefSeq and is a predicted model, not a curated record.
AUGGCUUCACUCCCUCUAUGCGUCUUUCCAACUCGCGGUCUUCAGUCGUCCUUUGCAAAGACCUCUAGACAACUGCAAUGCAUUCGUACUCAGCGUCUGAGCAUGCCAGGCGGCGGCAACAUCAAGCGGCAGGCGAAACAACCACCCUGGCGUAUGCCUUCCACGCUCUCCCAGACUCGACACCAUGCUACGCAAUUACGAAAAGACCCGCCAGUUGCAAAUGAAAUAACGCGUCCGAGUCUUGCAGAAGCUCGUUCGCGUGCGCAAGCAGCCUACCAGCCUCCGACAACCGGCCUCAUAUCAUACCUCCCAUCCCGAAUACUACCAUACGCCGAGCUCAUCCGUCUGGACAAACCGACAGGAACCUACUACCUCUACUUCCCCUGCCUCUUCAGCACUCUACUUGCUGCUCCUCUCACAAACCCUGUGACAUCACCCUUGACAGUCCUGACCACCAGCGCCCUCUUCUUCGCCGGAGCGCUUGUCAUGCGCGGCGCGGGCUGCACAGUCAACGAUCUCUGGGACCGCAAUCUGGACCCGUAUGUCGCGCGCACCCGCUUACGCCCAAUCGCUAGAGGAGCUAUCACAGUCGAGCAAGCAGUGCCAUUCCUCGGUUUCCAGCUGCUCACCGGUCUUGCGAUCCUGCUGCAGUUUCCGACGCAAUGCCUCUUCUACGGCAUACCAUCACUAAUCCUCGUGGCAACCUACCCUCUGGCCAAACGAGUGACGAACUAUCCACAGUUCGUACUGGGACUAACGUUCUCAUGGGGCGCUAUCAUGGGAUUCCCUGCCCUUGGCAUUGAUCUCCUUUCCAACACCUCAUCCCUCAUCUCGGCAGCUUGUCUUUACGGCUCCUGUAUAGCCUGGACGGUGGUCUACGACAUGAUCUACGCCUACCAGGACAUCCAAGAUGACGUCGCCGCCGGUAUCAAAAGCAUAGCGCUGGCGCAGGAGAAGAACGCAAAAGCCUUCCUGAGUGCAGUAGCAUGCGUGCAAGUCGCGGCGUUGGGAGCAGCGGGUUUUGCUGUGGGUGCAGGUCCGGUGUUCUAUCUCGGCGCUUGCGGGGGUGCUGCUGCGACUGUGGGCUGGAUGGUUGCUAAGGUCAACCUGAAGAGCGUCCCGGACUGCUGGAGGUGGUUCAAGAAGGGCAUCGGCGCAGCAACCUCCCACAACCUCGCCUCCAAAGGCUGCUCCCUCGUCCUAAACUACACCUCCGACAGCUCAGCCCAACUCACCUGCGACCUCGCCACCACCCUCUCCCGCACCCACGGCGUGAAAUGCAUCACCGUGCAAGCCGACAUGGGCACCGAAACCGGCCCCGCCCACAUCAUCACCACCACUCGCAACAACUUCGCCCACCCUAAGUCGGGCAAGCUCCAACUCGACAUCAUCGUCAACAACGCCGGCGUCGCGGGCAAAACUGCCAUCGAAGACUGCACCGCUGAGGAAUUCGCACGUCUCUACAACGUCAACGUCCGCGGCCCGCUGUUCCUCGUCAAAGCCACGCUGCCCUACCUCCCUACCGACCGGAGCGGCCGUAUCGUCAAUCUCAGCAGCGUAAGCGCCUCCCUCGGCUUCCACGAAGACGGGAUGUACGGGGGUACCAAAGCCGCUUUGGAAGCGAUGACGCGGACGUGGGCGCGGGAGUUGAGCGAGCGCUGCACGGUGAACGCUGUCAACCCGGGGCCGGUGGCGACGGACAUGUAUGCUGCCGCGCCGAAGGAGUUCCAGGCGGGGAUGGCGGGAUGGACGCGGAAUACGCCGUUGGCGGCGAUUAGGAAGGGGGUUGAUCGCGAGGAUUUGGUGGAGAAUGCUGAGUUGGCUGGGGGGAGGCCGGCCUACGAUGCUGAUGUAGCGGGAGUGGUAGCGAUGCUGUGUACGCCGGAUAGUGCCUGGUGCACGGGAUCGGUCAUCUGUGCCAAUGGUGGUAUGAAGUUCUCUGUGUGA